GGCAAGAAGACGGAGCAUCGUCAGUCCAUCCAGCACCAGAACCAAAACCAGAGAAAGUUUCCAAACUUUUGGAACAUUUUCACAGCAGCAGCUCAGCCAUGAAGGUUUUCAACUUGCUGUACUUGUUGGUGCUGCUCACAGCGUUGGUGGCUCCCGUGUUUUCAGUCAGACCAGACUUUCUGAACCUGAGGAGAAAAUACCACAGACACCAUUGUCCACACAGACGCUGCAUGCCUCUUCACUCCAGAGUCCCGUUCCCCUGAGGCCGAGGAAACUCUUCAGAGGAGCGCGGCUGGAUGUGAUCCUCGGCAGCGUGGAUGGAUCAGUCAAGACAGACGGACGCAGGAGGUGGAGGAGAAAAAUCCAUGAAACGCCACUCAGAGACGGCCAUGAUGCACCGCCAAAGGGAGAACUUCAAAGUCAGCCUCUCCAGGAGACUCGAGAUGAAAAACUGUUCAUUCAGGACAAACUAUAAACCAUAAAAGCUGACAGCGGCGCGGC
Molecule: messenger RNA, 501 nt
Organism: Xiphophorus maculatus (southern platyfish)
Lineage: Eukaryota; Metazoa; Chordata; Actinopteri; Cyprinodontiformes; Poeciliidae
Gene: apela
Product: apelin receptor early endogenous ligand
Exons: 3
Coding region: 99-263 (54 amino acids)
Biological process (GO): apelin receptor signaling pathway; heart development
Molecular function (GO): apelin receptor binding
Source: RefSeq, a predicted model, not a curated record